GCUCGAGGGAGCGCUGCACGCACUCGAAAUGGCUUCUCGCCGCCACCAGCCUUUGCACGUGAGACGGGGGUUUGGGGUGAUGCAAACGCGUCGCAGUCGUACACCACCUCCCUGCCUGCAGAGGGUCCAUCGCGCAUCUACACGAAAUGGGUCGUUUACAAAGGCAAAGGAGCAGUUUCUUUUGAGCCCGUCAGACCAGCAUGGAAGGCAGUUGGCCAAAAUGGAGUGGCUAUUGACAGGGAGGGCAGUCUCCUGCUGCAGUUUGCCAAGUGCACUGGUCCAAGGACAUACGAUUGGAGCACAAAAAAGACUUUUGCUCUCAGCGUUGCGGAGCUUGGGGAUAUCAUCAUUGGCCAAGAAGCAAAAUUUUUCCAUGAUCCAGGAAUGCAGACAAGCCAGGCAGGGCAAGUUACAAAGUCGUUGAAACUCUCUCCAGUUGAGAAUGGCUGGUUCAUAAGCCUCACCGUGAAUGAAGGAAACGAUAAAGUGACACACUCAGUGCCACUCACCGGUGCAGAGUUUGCUAUUCUUCAAAGGAUUGCAGAGUACUUGGUGCCGUAUCUGCUCGGAAUGGAAAUGGUGUUCCAAGGUCCCAUUGACGUUCCAAUGGAUCCGAUACCACAAGGGGAACGUCGAUGA
Molecule: messenger RNA, 639 nt
Organism: Ostreobium quekettii
Lineage: Eukaryota; Viridiplantae; Chlorophyta; Ulvophyceae; Bryopsidales; Ostreobiaceae
Source: the annotation of a GenBank genome assembly